This is a messenger RNA of Ilex paraguariensis (yerba mate), 1170 nucleotides long. Lineage: Eukaryota; Viridiplantae; Streptophyta; Magnoliopsida; Aquifoliales; Aquifoliaceae. The record is from the annotation of a GenBank genome assembly.
AUGGCUUCAUCCUCUUCUAGGUUUUCACUGGUAAACUCCAAUGCAUACGCUUUCCUUAUACUUUUAACUUCCACCAAAAAUGCUACCGGAUGCUACACAUCCCUCUUUGGCUUCGGUGAUUCACUCACUGACACCGGAAACCUAGUGAACAUCUACCCGGCGGAUGAUCCUCCCCACAUGGCUUUUCCGCCCUAUGGAGCAACCUUCUUCCACUUUCCCACUGGCCGAUGCUCCGACGGUCGUCUCAUCAUUGAUUUUAUAGCUGAAUAUUAUGGACUUCCACUAGUACCACCAUAUGUUGAAGGGAAGAAUGCAAAAAGACCAAAUUUCCAUAAGGGUGUUAAUUUUGCAGUUGUAGGAGCUCCAGCGCUGGAUCUGGCCUUUUAUGAAGAAAGAGGAAUCUACAAUACUAUCACAAAUGACUCUCUAAAAGUUCAGCUGCGUUGGUUCAAAGAAAUAUUACCAUCUCUCUGCCACUCAUCCUCAAGUUGCAGUGAAUUCCUUCAGAGCUCUCUAUUUCUCUUGGGACCAUUUGGAGGGAAUGACUAUGGCCAUUCAUUCUAUUCAAAUGCCAGCAUGGAUGAGAUUCAAUCAUUUGUACCUCUUGUAGCUAAAGCCAUAGGUUCAGCCAUCAACGAACUAAUUGAUCUUGGGGCUGUGACACUUGUAGUCCCUGGGAUGAUACCAUUGGGCUGGUUAGCGGGCUACCUAACAUACUUUGAGACAUCAAAUGAAACAGAGUAUGACUCAAUGGGUUGCCUUAUUUGGCUUAACAAGUUUACUGAACAUCACAAUGAAGUAGUACAAAGAGAACUCAAUGAGAUUCGAGAGCUUCAUCCUCAUGCCACCAUCAUCUAUGCUGAUUAUUACAAUGCUGCGAUGCCACUUUAUCAUUCCCCACAAAAAUAUGGAUUCACGAGAGGAGCUAUAGUAGCAUGCUGUGGAACGGGAGGCCAUUACAAUUUCAACAUAUCUUUGAUGUGUGGUGAGAGACCAUUUCUUGAUUGUGAUAACCCUUCCUUAUAUGUUGACUGGGAUGGUUAUCACUUAACAGAGGCAGCAUACAGCUUGAUGUCCAAAAGCUUAUUAGAUGGACCAUACACCAUUCCUCAUAUUAAUUCUACAUGUGUUUCUUUAGUUGCACCUGCUGAGUAUUCCUUCUAUAGUUAG